Molecule: messenger RNA, 2523 nt
Organism: Ylistrum balloti
Lineage: Eukaryota; Metazoa; Mollusca; Bivalvia; Pectinida; Pectinidae
Exons: 1
Coding region: 1-2523 (840 amino acids)
Source: RefSeq, a predicted model, not a curated record
AUGAACCAUAAAAAAAUGGGAAAGACAGGUCACCAAUACCUUUGUGCUAAGAAAAUGGUGCUGAAAAAAUACAGAAAACAGAGGUUUGGUGUAAGGAAGAAAUGUCUACCUUCAAUACCACAUAUUCUUGACCCUGAUACUGUUAACACAAAAUUCAAACUUCAAAGGCAGCACAUUGGCAGGUUACAAUCACACAGAACUUUCAGCAGCUCUACCCGAAUGGAAGAUGAAACAUUCACUUUAUCUCAGUUGGUAACUUCUAGUCUCUCACAUACCAAUGUUUGUUCAGAAUUUCCCAUUUCCGAGAUAGGGAGUGAGUUAUCUGGAAAUAGAGGCAAUGGAAAUUCCCCGUUCAAUAGCAGUAAUAGUUGUGGUUCACCAGAAAGUGCUGUGUUACAGACAAGUUAUGUUCCAAGAUGUUCUAAGCAAGGUCAAGUGUCAGUUACUGAAGGUACUGUAUGUAACAAACUAAAUGACUGCGACAAAUGUAGCUUAACUCCUGAACAAAAUAAUAACCUCGGAACAGAAGGUGGAUGUGGAUGUCCUUCCAGGAAUGAAAACACACCAAUCAGGGAUACAGAGGAAAGCAUCAUUGAUGUGGUGUCACUGGACGAAGAGGAGAGUGUUGUAGAUGAAAAAGACUCUGUAAGUCAAGAAAAAAUAAAUAAUGCCUCCAAUGCCUUUGAUCUGGAAGAGUGCCUAGACAAAAGAAAGCCACUUUCUGUGGAUGUUUCAGUGGCUGAGCAGCUCUCUUCCAGUGUGCCAUUACCAUGUAAAGUUAAUCACCAAAAAACGUCCAGGUCAUCCGUCUCCCCUGUCAAUUGGCAGCAGCAAUUCAUGUCCUUCCUCUCCACCACACCAGAACCCAGCUUUACUGAUGAUGCACCAUUGCAUCUGUCAACAAACAAGAGCCAGUCACAUUCCUCACGUAAGAAAAGAUCUCGAAAAGUUCGAAGUAGCAUGUGUCCAUGUUGUGUAGGGACUUCAUCUCACUCUAUUCAUGGAAAGAGGACAAAACAUCACAGUGGGCAUUCUCGCAAACACAGUCUGUCCAGAGAACACAAACAUUUCAUUCGUGAUAUGGUUCAGCUUGUGUCUUUGAGAAACAAAAUUGUGACACUCUUCUGCAGCAUAUUUCCUCAAUGCCAGGAAUUCAUUCGUUCUAUGAAUCCUGACAGUGAAAAAGUGGAUUUACUCAUAGAUCAAGUGGUUGACAUCCUACAGACUCCAGAACCAUUUGACAUUGAUCAUCUGGAAAGUGAGAAAGAUGAUGUCAAGUCACUAGCAACAUAUUCUGAUAGUGGUACAGACCCUGUAGACCUGUCAGAAUAUCCUAGUUUGGAAAAGCCUGAUGACAUAUUCUUUGCAGACAAAGAUUCCGAUGACAUGCCUGUUCUUGAUGAUUACAGUGCAGAUGACAAGACACAAGAUGAAGAAGUAUCUGUCUCAAAGGGUCAUAGUUAUUCUGAAGACUUUUUAGUAUUUUUGGAAAAGACCAGAGCAAAUCAUGAACACCAAACAUUAGAUCAGGAUACAAAUAUGUUAGAUCCAGGAGGCAAUUCGUUACUAUUGCAGUCAGGUCCGUCAGAGGUAUUUGGUAAAUCAGACAACAAACUUUUUGAUUUGAAAAACUUCAAUAGUGCGUAUUCUGAAGGUGAUUCAGAAACUCAGAAUGAUAAUAGUGCACAGGUCAGGGAUUGCAGAGACUGUUGUCCCAAAUACUUCACUGAAGAGGGGCCAAAUACUGAUCUUGGGACCAGUUGUUAUUCAAAGUGCAAUACUAAUCAUAAAGUUGGGUCAUGUGUGAUUUCAAUUUCAGGGCAAGCUGAUAAGAGCAAGACCUCAGAACUGCCAGGAGAGAAAUUUCAGGGAUCUUUUCAAGAAUUUCUGAAUUCUAGCAGGAAACGAGAUUCAAAUCAAGAAAUGCAUGAUUCAAGUUGUGACGAGGAGGAAGUAGAAAACCAAGCAACUUCAUUUACCAGCAUCAGUUCUCAUCAGGCCAUACAUCUACCUGCCUAUUCAGACAUCUCCGAAGCAAGCAGAAUGUCAAGUGUCUCGCCCUUUGAUUGGACAGGGGGUGUAGAUACACCUCUGUUUGGUAAACAGGAGUCUAAGUCUAGUUUCUCUCACAGAACGGAAUCUCGAACAACAAAGCCAGACAGUAAAUUCUGUAUUAGUGAUUUACAUUUAGGUGAUGCUGAUAAUGCUCCUGAUGGAGACACAGCUUCAUCAGCGGCAGUCAUUGACAAAGAUUUGUCAUGUGAUCAAUCGCAAUCCGGUGUUAAACAGACAAAAACUAUAAAAAUAUAUGAAUCGUAUGUAGAAUUGUGUAGAAAACCCAAAAUAUGUUUAAAAGCCCUCAAACACAGACUCAAUGCAUUGCUAACAUGGUUGUUACCAAGUGCAAAUAUAGGCAGUGCAUAUUUCAAGAGUUUUGACAAUCUUGAAUAUUUGCUAGAUGUUCUAAUCUACUGCAACACAGUGAAUGAUGACACAAAUUCUCUAGGUAAAGAUAGAAAUUAA